Messenger RNA from Gracilinanus agilis (Agile Gracile Mouse Opossum), 1779 nucleotides. RefSeq names its product otopetrin 1 (gene OTOP1). The record is from RefSeq and is a predicted model, not a curated record. Gene Ontology annotation, molecular function: proton channel activity. Gene Ontology annotation, biological process: proton transmembrane transport; inner ear morphogenesis. The coding region runs from base 1 to 1779 and encodes 592 amino acids. Gene Ontology annotation, cellular component: membrane. The transcript is spliced from 5 exons. NCBI's taxonomy places the organism in Eukaryota, Metazoa, Chordata, Mammalia, Didelphimorphia, Didelphidae.
AUGGUUGCAAAUCGCCACUUGCCUGUGUCUCCUUGGGGUACAGCCGGCGCUGGGGGCCAGGGGCCGCGGUGGGAGCUGGGACAAGAGCUCUCGGAGCCUCCUCUGCAGUCUCCAGCCUCCGGUCCAGCCAGCUACCCGCAGAAACUGGCCGAGGUGCUGAGCAGCCAGUACGGGCUGAAUGUGUUUGUGGCUGGGUUGUUGCUGAUGUUUGCCUGGGCAGUGCACGCCGUGGGCAUUGGCAAAGGCGACCUUCUCUCCUACGUCAUUACCCUCAUGCUCAUCCAGCUCCUGUGGAUGCUGUGGUACGUGGCUCGGAGCUACACGCAGCGAAGGCUCAUUCGGGAGAAGGACACCCACGCGGGGGCCCGCUGGCUGCGGGGCAGUAUCACGCUUUUUGCUGCCAUCACCAUUGUUCUAGGUUGCCUUAAAGUUGGAUACUUUAUUGGAUUUGCAGAAUGUUUAUCAGCCACAGAAGGAGUCUUUCCAGUUGCCCAUUCCAUCCACACUCUCUCACAGCUACUCAUCAAGCAAAUGGCAAUGUUUUCUAGGUUUGGCUUGAUCCAUUCUGUAUUCACAAAUUUGCUUCUCUGGGCUAACGGUGUCCUGAAUGAGUCAAAGCACCAACUCAAUGAACAUAAAGAAAGGCUGAUGACUCUUGGCUUUGGAAACAUAACAAUAGCCUUAGAUGACCACUCACCUGAAUGUAAUUGUACAUCCAUUGUCCUCUGCUCCAAAAUCUCACAAGGAAUAUACUAUCUUUAUCCUUUCAAUAUAGAGUAUCAUAUCUUAGCCUCCACAAUGUUCUAUGUCUUGUGGAAAAACACUGGACGCAAAAUUGAAAGUCACCAACAUCCAAAAAUCCAAUUUAAGUUUCAUGGUGUGAUGAUGGGCACGGUUGUUGGUCUGACAGUGCUGGCCACCACCAUUGCUAUAGUUGUAGUAUACUUGAUCCAGAUUGGGCGUUCAAAGACAAAGAGUGAGUCUGCACUCAUCAUGUUUUAUGUCUAUGCUACGGUCUCAUUGAUGGUAAUGAUCAUAGCUGGCAUCGUAGGGGUCUGGAUUUAUAGGACAGAAGAGACAUCAUUGGAUGAGUCCAAAAAUCCUGCCAGAAAGCUUGACUCGGAUCUCUUGAUAGGAACUGCAUCUGGGUCCUGGCUUAUUUCUUGGGGAUCUAUCCUGGCCAUUAUUUGUGCCGAGAAACAUCCUGCAUACACAUGGUAUAACUUGCCUUAUUCUAUUCUGGUGAUUCUGGAGAAAUAUAUUCAAAACCUUUUCAUCAUUGAAUCCAUACACCGCAAGCCUGAGAAAUACAACGAGGACAUCAGGACUCUUAGGGUAGUGGCCAUAUGCAAUAGGAAUUCCACUUUGAUCACUCCUUCAUGUCAAAAGAGUUGUGGGAUGGCAGGAGAUGCUGCUUCCAAUGGCAGAGAAUUGUCGUUCAUGCUCAAUGGAAAUAUUUGCUUGAGAGAAGACUAUGUGCCAGAGGACAGAGAACCAAGUCAUGAAAACCACCCAGGGAUGGACUGCAGUACAAAUUUCUUGCCAGCUAACACCAAGAGAAAAAUCCUCAAGAAUAUUGCAGCUUUUUUGUUCCUCUGCAACAUUUCGCUCUGGAUCCCACCCGCCUUUGGAUGCCGUCCUGAGUACGACAAUGGAUUGGAAGAAAUCGUUUUUGGAUUUGAACCUUGGAUAAUCGUGGUUAACCUUGCAAUGCCCUUUUCUAUUUUCUACCGGAUGCAUUCAGCUGCCUCUCUAUUUGAGGUCUAUUGUAAGACAUAG